Molecule: messenger RNA, 4026 nt
Organism: Dermacentor albipictus
Lineage: Eukaryota; Metazoa; Arthropoda; Arachnida; Ixodida; Ixodidae
Biological process (GO): protein processing
Cellular component (GO): plasma membrane
Molecular function (GO): metalloendopeptidase activity
Source: RefSeq, a predicted model, not a curated record
CACUGGAGGUUACCACUCUGGUUGGACCUGAAGCUCGUGACGUCAUCCCGAGGACCAGGCGAAACCAAGGGAACGCGCAUCAUCUACGUGACGCCGUCAAGCCUGGCCUACGUAUUCAACCGGAUGCAUGUUCGUUUGAUAAAAGAGGCCGUGCACGACAGAUACGCCCGGAUAGUGUCCUCGGCGGUGUUCAACAACGAGACUUGGCAAGGCGGUCUCUUGGAGCGAAGCAUGUACGUCCAGUCGAGCAUUUUGGGCAACCUGAGCAACGCGGCCGUAGAAACGACGCGCUCAUCGGCGGAGCCGUGGUUGGGUGACGUGAAGCACCUGGCCAGGUUUGUGACUCAGCUGGACCCGGACGACUGGCGGUACGCUUUCCAGUCCGCCUUUGGCGCCGCUGGCUCACCGCCCGUUAGUUUGGACGACCCGGUCUUCGUCAGCGACGUCAGGCUCCUCGACACCAUCGAAUCGCUCUUGGCGGCGCACUCGCCCUCGGACAUUGCUGCGCACACGAGCUGGUGGUUUGCCCAGGUUCUGUCUCCCUUGGCGUACCAGGUUGUAAUGGACUCCGUGCGCUCUACCGAGUUCCUCGGCGCCAUGGUGCACGUGAUUAUGUGCGCCAUGCAGGUCGAGUCCGUGUACAACGUGCUUCUCGCCGUGCUCGAGCGCAACCGCCUGACGACGGAGACGCGCGCUUCGCUCGUGCUGCUCUUCGAGCGACUGCGCAGUGUGGCGGUCACGAAGGUCGCCUCCUCGCACAGGCUCGACGGCGACGCGCGAGCCGCAUUUGCCGAAGUCGCUGAGGGAGCGCAAGCCGUCUUCUGGCCCGAAGAGAGCAGCGAUGGCCGCAGCGAGGACGUGCUGUUGCGGGACCUGUACGGCGACGCCGAGCCCCGCUCUGACGAUGGCUUCGUGCAGCGUUGGCUGUCCAGUCGCCGCGCCCUGCGCCGUUCGCUCGGCACGGCGGCCGGCGACAUUGUGACGCGCAUCUUCAGCGCCGAUUACGUCAGCAUGGCGUCGCACGACCCCUUCAGGCGGCUGGUCUCGCUGUGGACGGCCGCGCUGGAGCCGCCCUACCACGCCGAGGGCGGCACGAGUGCCAUGCGCUACGGAGGCCUCGGAUUCCUCCUCGCCCGGGAGCUGUUCCGGCUCGCCGACGUGGUAGCGGCAACCAGCGCCAACGACAGCAGCGUGACGAGACCUUGGAGUCUGUGGGAAAGCGAAGGCGACAACUCGUCAGCGCCGGCGGCGGAGUGCCGCGGAGAAGGCGUCUUUCCGGACCUCCCUGCGCUGGAGACGGCCUACGCAGCAUACCUCCAGUAUCGCAGGGAUGAAUACGACGCGCCGCUCUCGGACCUGGACAUCUACACGCCAGAGCAAGUGUUCUUCAUGACCGCCUGUCACACAUCCUGUCGUGUCGACCCUGACGGCGCUUACGUGCCUGACCGUUGCACCGUAAUCAUGAAGAAUUUCAGACCUUUUGCUGCGGUCUUCAACUGCGUAUACGGGUCUCCAAUGUACCCCUCUAAGCGCUGCCAGUUCUUCUGAACUUUCUUGCGACUAACGACCAUUGUGACGUCGCGUUUUAUCACUGUUAAUUCUAUGUGUUAUACGUUGCGCAAAUUCCACAUGGCGCUGAGGCCCUCGCAGAGGCUGUUAGCGCAGUUACCAAGUGUAAUAUUAUGAAAUGUUCAUAUUGUUGCAAGACGUCUUUUAGUGUGGCGUGGCUGAAAUUGUCGCAUUUGUCGUAGUCUGGCCGUACUCGACACAACAAAAGCCCCUCCUGUAACUUUCCUGGGAUGCGGAGAGCUCGCCCCAAGAUUUUGCCCCUUGCAAUGUAACCCACCUUCCGUGCCUAAGGAUUGGGCACGGAGCAUUUUGCUCCAGAUAAAUUGAAGUUGCAUGCAAUUCGGAGUGCAUUUCACCGCGUUAGAUUAAGCUGUCCUAGAACAUCUGUUCUGUACGAAUUACAUUAACACUAGCGCGAUCCGUCACGUACAAAAAACUUUCUAGUGUUGUAGCUGAUACAAAGUAAAUUUCACGAGCUGCAUUCGCCCUUACUAGAUCUUACUAAUGCAUUCGCCCGUGACGUAUGGUACACAUUCUGUAAACUUGUACUGCUUCCACGCGUUUUCACUGCAUAGCGCACGAGUUGCAGCUGUAUAUAACUGCAUGUAUGCUUCCUUUCGGCAGCGUGGCUUGCUGUAGCAACUUGUGAUGGUAUGCAAAAUCUAUCCGCAAAUGUUUCUCCACCAAACUUGUUGCAAGAAAAGCUACGUCAUUCCACGUUAGAGCCCAGUAGUUCUUUUUUUACGUAUGUUCUGUAACGAGGACAUUACAGCCAACAAAAUCUUACCCGAGAAGACUAGAGACUCUAUCGACCAUAUCGAUAUCAACUUAGCAAAGCUAGGCAGGAAAUGCAAAUACGCAGAGAAGCAUAUAUUUGUGAUCUUCGCCGGUGCACAAGCGGGACGACUUUUAGUCGACUAAGAGAUGUAGGCACCCAUCCGGACGUUUUCUGAGAAAGCCGUGAAAGGCACUGUGUAAUAUGCUGAGUGCAGGGGCGUUAAGUCGCAAUGUUUGUGCUGCAAGUGUUGUAUCGCUUUGGCAUUAUCCAUAUGGCGUCGUCCAAUGCACGUGUUCGCAACACCGAUUUCGAUUUUAUAAUACUCCUUUCGCGUCUGGUGAGCACUGUUGCGUGUGCCGAGGUAUGCGUGGCCGGCAGGAGGUCUGGACCCCACUUCACGCAGAGUCAGAGACGAGGAGAGCUUUCUCGGCGAAGAAUUCUUUAUACAGUAUGUACAAGUUGGCGUGGUUAUGAGGAGAGAGCAACCGAGCAGCUCCAAGCUGCUUAAAUAACACUUCCCCGUCCCCAGAUUCCCCAAAUAGUCCCUAAGGACGAACAAGUUCGAGAGAGAGAGGGUCCGGGCAGCCUCCGUGGUCCCAACGCCGCUUUCAGUGGCCGGCGCCUCCGGGCACCGCGCUGCGCCGUCAGGCUAAUCUGGCGGUCGGUCGGUAUGGGGCGCCGGGCAAGUUCAAUGGCCCGGCAUACGACAAAGGGAACGAACGAUCUGCAAGGCAAGGUGUCGAAACAUAGUCCUUGGGUGGUCGGUAAAAGGGUUGCCCCUGGCGCCGCCGCACAAAGGAAGGGGUGGGGUACACUGCUGUCCGCACGAGGAGGGGCCGAAUAGCAGUCAGUGAGCCGACGGCCGCUUCCGUCGUUGACGCCGUGCAGCCGCGAGGACACCCAAGCUGUGCACUUAGUCGUCACGUGCCCGAAGCGGGCACCAUGUGGGGUUUAAUGCUGCCUCCACGGUCGACACACCACAGCACUGGCCUCCCGUCAGGCAAAUUCCAAGGCACAAACAUAACAGCACGCAAGUUUCUCAAGGGGAACAUGACAGAGACGUCUCAUGUUGUCACGGCAAGUGCUAUUUCAAGAGACGUCCAAAGGGAGAGGGGAGUGUCAAAGGGAGCGGCCCAAUUCUCGGCACGUGUAGUACGUAGGAAUAUUGUGUUUUCCGCAGGUUCUGUGGCGGGACGAACAAUGCCAUGGCGGGCAUGCUAUCGUUUCCUGCGCCGCAACGGUAUACCUGCUCAGGACGAAGAGACGAGCGCAGCGCUUUGCGGCGUCUUCACUCUGCCAGUCCCCGUCGAUUUAUUGUGCGCUGCGAUCCAGUAGACUCGUAUACCUGCUCACUGGCUCUUUCGGCAAUGGACUUCCGAGAACGCCCGUGCCCUCACGCCGUUCACGGCGCUCUAGGGAGCAUUCGUGUGAUGCCGUAGUAUACGCCAUACAGCCGCACUUUCUCGUUUGCUGUCCUGCGACGCGACCUCGUCGUACAGCCAGUGGGUGCCAUAUAUCGUGGGGUGUCAUGCAGGUGGAAUCGAUGGCCCCCGCCGCUGCAGCCUGUGAUAUCGCCACCGUCUCUAGAGUACAAGACGCAGGCCGGCGCUUCGUUGGCGGGCUGGAACCUUGUACGAAAAUGGCAGCAACCUGGCCUAUAGCCGUUGUAGAACAGUCAC